This is a messenger RNA of Cyanidioschyzon merolae strain 10D, 774 nucleotides long. RefSeq names its product similar to tubulin folding cofactor B. The transcript has a single exon. NCBI's taxonomy places the organism in Eukaryota, Rhodophyta, Bangiophyceae, Cyanidiales, Cyanidiaceae. The record is from RefSeq and is a predicted model, not a curated record. Gene Ontology annotation, cellular component: cytoplasm; microtubule plus-end; nucleus. Gene Ontology annotation, molecular function: microtubule plus-end binding. Gene Ontology annotation, biological process: cytoplasmic microtubule organization. The coding region runs from base 1 to 774 and encodes 257 amino acids.
AUGGGGCACAGCAGCAGAGUGCACUGGUACAUUACGUACGGCGAUCGAGUGCUGAAUCCUUUGGAUGACACCGGCUUCCCCGCCGAUAUCACCUUGAAACGCUUUGUUGAGCGACUUUACGCAUGGACCGGCGUGCCACCGGCUCAGAUGCGCGUAGUGCUACGUAGCAAAAACGGCCAAGAGCUGGUUCUGGACUCCGAAACUAUCUCGUGUGCCGAAGCAGAGACGCUCACGUUGGCGUCUGUCGACUCGCGUCUCCCGGAGCCUGUGCACAGCGCAGAAGUGAUCGCCACUGGGCUCGUAAACCCGACAGCGAGUACUGCUGCCUGCUGCAAAGACACUCAUGAUGGCUCAGACGACGAAGUUAGCUACGAAAUUAGUGAAAGCACAUACGCUACUCGUCUGGACACAUACAGGGCCAAGAAGCAACAGCUGUGGGCGGCAGGUCGCAGCCAACUGGCCGUAUCCCUGCGUCCCGGCUUGCGAUGUAGUCUGCGAAACUCCAAUCGCAAAGGCCACAUUGCCUAUGUGGGACCUGUUCCCGCACUGACGAUCGCUGGUGAUGACACUUGGAUCGGCGUCAUUCUCGAUGAACCGAACGGAAAGAACGAUGGCACUGCACCAGACGGCACGCGCUACUUUGAAUGCACUGCGAAUCACGGGCUCUUUGUGCGUCCAGAACGAGUCCAAGUGUGCACAGACGACGCUGAGCAUCCAAUCGACAGUGCGGCAACGACGAAAACGGAUACAGACGGGAUUCCUCUGGAAAUCUAA